Molecule: messenger RNA, 1226 nt
Organism: Morus notabilis
Lineage: Eukaryota; Viridiplantae; Streptophyta; Magnoliopsida; Rosales; Moraceae
Product: solute carrier family 35 member F2
Exons: 11
Coding region: 85-1095 (336 amino acids)
Biological process (GO): transmembrane transport
Cellular component (GO): membrane
Molecular function (GO): transmembrane transporter activity
Source: RefSeq, a predicted model, not a curated record
UUUUCAAGAACAGUGACACAAACAAGAAGCUCAAACUUGACUCUUCUUCUUCUUUUUCUUUUUCUAUAUCAGAGCUCAUAAGCUAUGAACUGGUGCGCAAUAAAGAGCUGGUGGAGAAGCCAUGGAACCUUGAGAAACUUGUACUUGCUGGUCCUGGGUCAGCUCCUUUCCUUGGUUCUUGCGCUUAUGAGCUUCACUUCCUCUCUCAUAGCAAGUCUGGGUGUGGAUGCGCCUCUUACUCAGAGCCUUUUCAUUUACUUGAGUUUGGUUUUGGUUUAUGGGAGUAUCUUGCUAUAUAGGCGCCAGGGACUGCGUGUUUCUUGGUAUUGGUAUAUCCUGUUGGGGUUUGUUGAUGUCCACGGGAAUUAUUUUGUUAACAAGGCAUUCCAGUUCUCAUCAAUUACUAGUGUGACAUUAUUGGACUGUUGCACAGUAGCGUGGGUGAUAGUUUUGACAUGGAUUGUCCUAGGCACUCGAUAUUCGUUAUGGCAGCUAUUUGGUGCAGCCAUAUGUGUGGCGGGUCUUGGCCUGGUGCUCCUGUCCGAUGCAGGGGUGGGUGGUGGAGGUCGUUCAAAACCUCUUCUUGGAGACACACUUGUCAUUCUAGGGACUAUUUUCUUUGCACUGAGCAAUGUUGGUGAGGAGUUUUGUGUUAAGAAGAAAGAUCAAAUUGAAGUAGUUUCCAUGAUUGGUGUCUUUGGAUUUCUGGUGACUUUGUGUGAGAUACCUCCUAUAGAGCUGAAGAGCUUGGAAUCAGUCAGAUGGACCACGGAUAUUGUAUUGUCAUUUGCUGGUUAUGUUAUGUCAGGCUUUAUGUUCUACACACUGGUUCCAUAUGUUCUGAAGCUGAGUGGGGCUACAAUGUUCAACCUCUCUAUUCUCACAGCUGACAUGUGGGCAGUCGUUUUUCGCAUCUUUUUCUACCAUCAAAAGGUUGACUGGUUAUACUACAUCUCUUUCGCGGUUGUUGUUAUUGGGCUCGUCAUUUACUCAGCAACUGAAAAAGAUCCUAAUCCGGUAUCAACCUUGGAGGAUGGAGACGCCAACGUGCCGUACCAAGUACUCGUCGGCGAGAAUGGUUCUUUGGCUUCAUGAGAGACGGAGAGAGAAUCUCCAUUCUUGUUUUUAAAGUUUCACAUGCUUAUUAAGAUCCUGUUUCUUACAGAAUAUGACUUGGGAAAGUUAUGACGUUUAGGGAAUAUUGAGAAGAUCAUUGACAGAGGGAA